Protopterus annectens (West African lungfish) is the source of this 1329-nucleotide messenger RNA. RefSeq names its product membrane transport protein XK-like. Lineage: Eukaryota; Metazoa; Chordata; Ceratodontiformes; Protopteridae. The record is from RefSeq and is a predicted model, not a curated record. Gene Ontology annotation, cellular component: membrane. The transcript has 3 exons. Bases 1 to 1329 code for a protein of 442 amino acids.
AUGGAGCUAAAUGUUUUGAGUGGAGAGACAAGUUCUUCAACAAAUGAAGAUCUGGUUUACUCUGGGAGGAAAGUCCACUUACCUGUUGUCAUCCCAAUAAGCACAGUCCUAUUCUGUGUGGAGGUAGUGUCGGCUGGAAUACUAUGUGGACUCUACAGCUGGGAGGAGGAAACGUUAUUGCUGGCAUUGACAAUUCUGUUCUUACUGGUUCCAUCAGUACUAAUCCAGUUAACCUUAACAUUCCUCUAUCAAGAUAGUUACUGUGAUCAGUUUUUCAUUCAGUUUCUGCAUGUGCUGCAGCUGGGACCUGUGAUUAGAUUUAUGGAAGCCAUGAUCACAUACUACCAUGCUGGAAGGGUACAGGAGCCUUAUUUCAAUAUAAUCUGCAAAAAACAUCUGAUGGUAUUUUGUGAAAAAGAGAUUGAAGAGGAAGUCAGCCGUUCAUUCCUACUACUGGAUACUCACUGCAAUGCCUUUAAACGUGUUGCUGUUAUCCAGGCUUUUCUGGGCUCUGUCCCUCAGCUGACAUUGCAGCUGUAUGCCAGUCUAGAGGAGGGAUACAUUCCAAUAGAGAGAGGGUUUCUGAUGAUCACCUGCUUUGCAUCUAUCACCAAUGGUGCCCUCAUAUGUAGCAUACUGGCAAUAGAGAUGAGGUAUGAUGACUACAGAAUACAAAUGAAGCCAGUGGCUCUUGUCUGUAUCUCUAUUUGGCGAGUCUUGGAAAUUGCCACACGGGUUAUAGUUUUGGUAAUCUUCUGCAGUGCCCUUACAUUUUGGAUCUGCCUAAUUGUCCUUACCAAUAUUAUUGUAUUUUCCUUUUUUCCAUGGAUCCAGUUCUGGAGGUCCAAAGCACCACUGCCAGAAUUUGAGGACCUCACCAAAUUUGGUACAUCUGUGGUGUUGUGCCUUCUCACAUUUACGUACGUUGGCAUCAAUACAUUCUGCUGGUCUGCAAUUCACCUGAACUUUAGUGACCAGGAUUUAAUCGAGAAGUCACUGAGCUGGCAUGAGCUGGCAUCAUAUUAUGUUAUACGUUUACUGGAGAAUGUGUUGCUCAUCCUUUUAUGGCACUUUCACAAGACUGAUUUCUAUGAGGACAUUAACACACCACUACUAGCUGUCCAGUUACUAACCUGCUAUUGCAUUGCCAUACUUUUCAUGUUAUUCUUUUACUAUUACUGUCACCCCUGCCAAAGACUCUUCACACACAGCUUUGCAAACUGGUUGCAAUACAUAUGCUGUCAGAGAACACCAAAUGUAAGAACAAAUUCUAAUGAUUUCAACCAGAAUGGAGAGCUAGAACUUUUGGUUGCAAUCCAGAAUGUCUGA